AUGGCGUCUGACAAGCUCUCCAACCUAGAGAAAAACGUGGUGGAUAUCACUGAGGUCGAUGGCCACUCUGAAGACUUCUCAAACGAUUUUCAAUUGCCCGAACCUACCUCAGAAGAGAAGACCACGCUGCGCAGAAUCUUGGGCUACCCUAAAUGGUACGUGUACUUCAUCUGCUUAAUCGAGUUCUCGGAAAGAGCCGCCUAUUAUGGUACCGGUAAUCUGCUCUCAAAUUUCAUCCAGCAACCGCUUCCUGAGGGUGGAAACGGUGCUGGCGCUCCACCCCCAAACUCCCCGCUAACUGCAGGCGCUCUUGGGCUAGGUCUUCAGACUUCCACUGCACUCAAUCUGUUGCUUACCUUUCUGGCUUACUGCUUUCCGCUUUUCACUGGUUACAUCGCAGAUAAAUACUGGAGCCGCAUGAGAAUGCUGUGGAUUGGUGUUUAUGUUGGGAUGAUUUCCCAUAUUUUAUUCAUUAUCGGUGCUAUUCCAUCGGUUUUGGGUUCUGGUAAGGCCGCAUUGGCUCCUUGUGUUAUCGGCAUUAUCCUGUUAGCCGUCGCCACCUCCUUUGUGAAACCAAUCUUGUUACCUACUCUGCUUUCACAGUAUCCACAUGAGACUGACGUUGUGAAGACUUUAGAUUCUGGUGAACGGGUCAUAAUCGAUCGUGAUUCGAGUUUGCAGAGAAUGACUAUGACCUUCUAUUGGAGUAUUAACGUUGGUAGUUUCUUGGCGGUUGCAACCAGUUAUUCUGCGAGAGACAUUGGCUACUGGCUUGGGUUUCUCAUUCCUCUCGUCUUGUAUAUGAUCAUGCCCGUUGUGUUAAUCCUUCUAAGGCGUCACAUCAAGGAUGAUCCUCCUUCAGGGAAAUCUAUGGUGGCAGAUUGCAUGAAAGUUCUCAAAGUCAGCUUCGAGGGUAACUGGUGGAAGAGGUACAGAGCAAACGAGUUUUGGGAGUAUGCUAAGCCGUCGAACUUGAGAAAAAUGGGCAGAGAUGGCUGGAAGAAAAACAAGCCAGGAUUCUAUCCAGAAGCUUUAGUUCAAGACGCCCGCAUCACAAUCAGUGCAUGUACCAUUUUUCUCUACUAUGUGAUUUACAACAUCAACGACAAUGGUAUUUCUGCCAUGAUAAACUCCCAGACGGCCACAAUGACCUCUAAGGGUGUUCCUAAUGAUGUUAUCAGCAAUUUCAACCCAUUGUGCAUUAUCAUAUUCAUGCCAAUCCUCGAUUGGAUCGUUUAUCCAGUGAUGCGUAGGUUCAAAAUUAAUUUCAAACCCACCUAUAGAAUAUUCUGCGGUUUCAUGGUAGCUGCCUUAUCGCAAGUAGCGGGUGCGGUCAUUCAAAAAGCCAUUUACAACACAUCACCAUGCGGAAAUUAUGCUACUACCUGUGAAGAAAAAUCACCAAUUUCUAUGUGGGUUGUAGCGAUUGAGUAUGCCCUUUCGGGUUUCAGUGAAUGCUUGGCUAUGACCACAGGUUACGAAAUUGCCUUCGAAAGAUCCCCUCCUCAAAUGAAAAGUUUUGUAAUGGCUUUGUUCCUUUUCACUACUGCUCUGUCGGCAGCCUUGGCAGAAAUUGUGACACCAUCGCUGGUUGAUCCUCACCUGGUAGCCCCAUUCGCCGUCUUGGCCGUUCUUGGUGCACUCUUUGCAUUCGCUUUUCUAUGGAGAUACUGGUCCUUGGACAAAGUGAUGGAAGAGGAAAGGCUGGAAAGGUUGAGAACAUCUCACGAGGAAGACUUGGGCUCUGUCGCCAGCGUCUACUCUAGUGGUCAUAUGGCUCUCCCCAGCGGGCCAGAUUUGGAUAAAAUUAUGAGCACCUCAGCAGCUGCUAUUACUAAACUCAACAGAUAA
Lachancea nothofagi CBS 11611 is the source of this 1851-nucleotide messenger RNA. The record is from the annotation of a GenBank genome assembly. Lineage: Eukaryota; Fungi; Ascomycota; Saccharomycetes; Saccharomycetales; Saccharomycetaceae.